AUGAGCAGAAGGCAGGACCUCGUGCCGUCAACGCACAACUCCCUCGACGUGCUAACGGAAAUCUACAGAAAUGAGGAGGCGUCGCUGCUCAUACAGACGUACCCGUUGGAGGUGGUGAAGAGGGCUGUCGGAGAAAUCACUGUGUGCCUGUCGGCCUUCACUCACUAUGCAAGGGAGUACCGCGAUACGCUUGCAUUCUCACCGAGCGACACCAAGAAGCUUUUCAAAAACAAGCUGCUCAUGGACUACUACGCCCUCUGCUACUUGUCGGGUUCCAAGAACUACUACCUCUACAAUACGCACCGCAUGAAUCUGAUCAAGGAGCUCGCCGUCACCCACAACGGGCUGUACGAUGUCAUCCCCAUGAACGUCAUCGAGCGCCUGUCGGACCAGGAGGCAACCUUCCUCAGAGAUACGUGCAACGCCAUCAUUAAAACGCCCAUGCCGGUGCGUCCGAAGAGCUAUAGCAUCAUUGCGGUUCUCAAGGACAUCGUCACCGACGACAUCGCAGACAGGAGCAACCCCAAUAUGCGCUACUACCCCAAGGGCGCCAAGCUCACAAUACCGACUGACAUGGCGGAGCUGCUUGUGCAGUCGAAUUGGAUCAAGGUGAUAAAAACAAACUUAUAA
Molecule: messenger RNA, 630 nt
Organism: Babesia ovata
Lineage: Eukaryota; Apicomplexa; Aconoidasida; Piroplasmida; Babesiidae
Product: toll-like receptor 8 isoform X2, putative
Exons: 1
Coding region: 1-630 (209 amino acids)
Source: RefSeq, a predicted model, not a curated record